Penaeus chinensis is the source of this 1442-nucleotide messenger RNA. RefSeq lists its product as uncharacterized. Bases 139 to 1320 code for a protein of 393 amino acids. The record is from RefSeq and is a predicted model, not a curated record. The transcript has 4 exons. NCBI's taxonomy places the organism in Eukaryota, Metazoa, Arthropoda, Malacostraca, Decapoda, Penaeidae.
AGCGUCGCAGGAAUGUCACUGAAAAUCUACUGAAAUAAAUAUCCGUCGAAGGAGAGACAGAGAGACAGAAAGAGAGACAGCGAGAGGGCCAAAAGCAUCCGCGACCCUCUGAUGUGAAGGCACUCGAGAUCUUCCGAGAUGAGGCAUCUAGUCACAGCAUCCCUGUUGCUCCUGGCGGCCGUGGGGUGGCGUAUGGGCGUGCGUGGGCGUCCCCAGGAUAUGAGCGCGGAGGACACCCACAAGCGAUACGUCUUGGCAGAACCACCCAGGCGAGAGGCUGAACAGAGGAACUUCAGCUUCUGGGGGAGAGGCGGAGGAGGAGGGUCUGCCGAGCGCCGUCCUAAUCUCCCGUGGCAGACGUCGCCGAGGACCCCGACCCACAAGCAGCGCCCCCCGCAGCGGCACAACCUGCGGGUGCACUCCUUCCAGAGCACCUUCCCCUUCGAGUCGGAGGUGCGCGGCGAGGGCUAUCACUCUACCAUCCGCUUCGACCCCUUCGGCAGCUCCUUGCCCCCGCAGAGCAGCCACUACCCGAAGAGCCAGACGUACGGCAACUGGGGGACGACGCGACGCCCGAGACCCGUGGCGUCGGCGGAGAUCCCAGGGCCUCCUCCGGUCCCUAGCCCGUCGGCCUACGCCAGCGCCGAAGCCUACAGCAGCGGCGAGAGCUCUGGUCGUCUGCCGCUGGCGCCGACGCAGUUCCCGAGGGCCUUCCCUGACCCCUCGAUCCGGGCGUCGAUUCAGAACACCAGGUACCCGAGGCCGCCGCCCGCGCGCCCGUUCCUCAACCCGGGGAACUUAGCGGGGCUCCUCGAGGGGGACAGCUUGGGGGAUGCCAUACACCCGAUCUCCGGCCCGGCCGACCUCACCACCGACGCCACGCCCCUGUCGCCGUCCGCGUCCAGGGAGGUCGUCUCGGGCCGCCCCUCGCGCGAAGACGUCGACAUCGACUAUCCCAGCGUUGCCAACGUGUUCGACGACCGCCCGAGCCAACCUCGCGGCGAGCAAAUUGCCGCGAAUGAAGCUAAUAGCGAACCACGGCACGAAGCUCCGGAUCACAACGAAGCCAAUAACGAACCCCAACACGAAGCUCGGAUCACAACGAAGGUAAUACCGAACCCCAACACGAAGCUUCGGAUCACAACGAAGGUAAUACCGAACCCCAACACGAAGCUUCGGAUCACAACGAAGGUAAUACCGAACCCCAACACGAAGCUUCGGAUCACAACGAGGCCGACCACAACUCUUCGGCCGGAAUUGCACCCGAAGCGUCAAUUGAGGUUGCCGUUUCGACCCCGCUCCCUCUCCUGCCGCCGUUGAAGACCAGGGACAGAACCCCGACCCGUCCCAGGAGUCCUUCGCAGACCAUCCUCUCACUCCUGAAGGAUCCAAGGUCGAAGCAGCGCAUGACUACGACCCCGAUUACUAUGAUAACUUGUACG